UGGAGGCGCACUUCCGUCCCGCAUAAUUCGGUUUAGGGGAGCAGGUGCAGGGAAGGGGACUGAAGCGUCACCUCAGAUAAAGCAAUAUAUUUGAUUUACUGUAGCGUUUAAUUCAUACCUGGACGUUGGGUCGGAAGAUGGUAGCAAAACAAAGAAUCCGUAUGGCAAACGAGAAGCACAGCAAAAACAUCACCCAGAGGGGGAACGUGGCGAAGACCCUGCGACCGCAGGAGGAGAAAUAUCCGGUGGGGCCAUGGCUUUUGGCACUCUUUGUAUUUGUUGUUUGUGGAUCAGCCAUCUUUCAGAUAAUUCAAAGUAUCCGAAUGGGAAUGUGAGUCCCAGCGUUCCUCACAUACUCUGCCCUACAUCUGAAUGAGCUUUUUGGGUGACUGGAUACAAUCUGAAGGAAGACUGAUUUGUGGGUCAGAGGCUUGUAUGCUCAGCUGGAUCUAGUGUACAAUACUACACGACAUUGUCACACAUGUUUACAGUGUCCCUGGAUGAAGGGAGCACAUGCUUUUCUACAAAACCAUUGUUGCUGUUGGCACAUCGUGUCAUGUUCGUCCUAUUUAUUUGUGAUUGAUGAUUGCCAUGAUCUAUUUCUCUAUUUAACCGUUUGCGUGAGCCUUUUUCAAA
Messenger RNA from Sinocyclocheilus grahami, 636 nucleotides. Its product is annotated as stress-associated endoplasmic reticulum protein 2. Gene Ontology annotation, cellular component: endoplasmic reticulum. Gene Ontology annotation, biological process: endoplasmic reticulum unfolded protein response. NCBI's taxonomy places the organism in Eukaryota, Metazoa, Chordata, Actinopteri, Cypriniformes, Cyprinidae. The record is from RefSeq and is a predicted model, not a curated record. The coding region runs from base 138 to 335 and encodes 65 amino acids. The transcript is spliced from 3 exons.